GGCAGCAGCGGAGGAGGCCGCGGCGGCGAGUCCGAGUGGCAGAGGCAGCGCGGGCGGCGGGGGCGGCGGCGGGGGGCCGGGUGGCCGGGGUCCCGGGCCCCGCAGCGGCGGCAGCGGCGGCGGCGGCAGGAUGAUCAAGCUGUUCUCGCUGAAGCAGCAGAAGAAGGAGGAGGAGUCGGCGGGCGGCACCAAGGGCAGCAGCAAGAAGGCGUCGGCGGCGCAGCUGCGAAUCCAGAAGGACAUAAACGAGCUGAACCUGCCCAAAACGUGUGACAUCAGCUUCUCAGAUCCGGACGACCUCCUCAACUUCAAGCUGGUUAUCUGUCCUGAUGAGGGCUUCUACAAAAGCGGGAAGUUUGUGUUCAGUUUUAAGGUGGGCCAGGGUUACCCGCAUGACCCCCCCAAGGUGAAGUGUGAGACGAUGGUCUAUCACCCCAACAUUGACCUCGAGGGCAACGUCUGCCUCAACAUCCUCAGAGAGGACUGGAAGCCAGUCCUUACGAUAAACUCCAUAAUUUAUGGCCUGCAGUAUCUCUUCUUGGAGCCCAACCCUGAAGACCCACUGAACAAGGAGGCCGCCGAGGUCCUGCAGAACAACCGGCGGCUGUUUGAGCAGAACGUGCAGCGCUCCAUGCGGGGUGGCUAUAUCGGCUCUACCUACUUCGAGCGCUGCCUGAAAUAGGGUUGGCACACGCACCCACCCCUGCCAGGGCCACCAGCCCCGGCAUCCCCUGCAAAUAUUUAUUGGGGGCCACAGGUGGGGGGCAUGGGGCGGCCGGUGGGGAAAUCCCAUGCCCUGGCCUUGCCUCCCCUCCCUGCCACCCGCUCCUAUUUUUUUUUUUAACCACCAUGUGAUUAAGGUCGGCACAGCCUCCCCCGACCCACUCAGCGAUGGGAAAUGAAUUGGCUUGUCUAGCCCCCUGCUGGGUGCUGUCCAGCCCCCCACUCUGGGCUCUGGGGUGGGUGGCCAAGGGGACUGGAUGGCCGGGGCCCUGGCACAACUCCCCCCCACCACUGGAGGUUCCACCAGGCUAUUAAAGGGGAAUGUUACUGCAUA
Molecule: messenger RNA, 1057 nt
Organism: Equus quagga
Lineage: Eukaryota; Metazoa; Chordata; Mammalia; Perissodactyla; Equidae
Gene: UBE2M
Product: ubiquitin conjugating enzyme E2 M
Exons: 6
Coding region: 131-682 (183 amino acids)
Source: RefSeq, a predicted model, not a curated record